CCGCUACUUGUCUGUGGGUCGUACUGUGGCGGUGCUCCGGUGCUGACUGAUUGUAGGGCAGCCGGCGCCAUGUCUGUGAGCGAGAUCUUCGUGGAGCUGCAGGGCUUUUUGGCUGCCGAGCAGGACAUCCGAGAGGAAAUACGAAAAGUUGUGCAGAGUUUAGAACAAACUGCUCGAGAGAUUUUGACCUUACUCCAAGGGGUCCAUCAGGGCACUGGGUUUCAGGACAUUCCAAAGAGGUGCUUGAAAGCUCGAGAACAUUUUGGCACGGUAAAAACACAUCUAACAUCCCUGAAGACCAAGUUCCCUGCUGAACAGUAUUACAGGUUUCAUGAGCACUGGAGGUUUGUGCUUCAGCGCCUGGUCUUCCUGGCGGCCUUUGUAGUGUAUUUGGAAACAGAGACUCUGGUGACCCGAGAGGCUGUUACAGAGAUUCUUGGCAUCCAGGCUGUCUGUCAACAGUGUCACUGCUGGAGAUUACUCCCGGCCCCUUCACAUCUCUACUUUCAUCAAUGAGUUGGAUUCAGGUUUUCGCCUUCUCAAUCUGAAAAACGACUCCCUGAGGAAACGCUACGACGGCUUAAAGUAUGAUGUGAAGAAAGUAGAGGAGGUGGUCUAUGACCUUUCCAUCCGAGGCUUCAAUAAGGAGACAGCAGCGGCUUGUGGUGAAAAAUAGGAGCUUUCCCCUGCGGCUGGCCUUGCUGGCUUGGCAGUUGCCGGGGAGGGCUAGCAUAGUGCCUCUUCCUGUAGUUAGCACACCAGUUGCUAAACACUGCGCUUUAUUUUCUUAAUCAGCUGUGUGGUGUGAGUAUCAGAAUUGAAAUACUUUUUUGGAUCUAAAAAAGAAAAGAAAAAAGAAAAAACCUUUCCACAGAUUUUUUUUUUUUUUUUUUUUUUUUGGUUGAGGUUUCAGUGAACUUGCUGUGUUGUUGUUGUAUUACCAUUUUGUCAAGAGUGUAAAUGUUGGUCUCUUGGUCAAAGUCCUUUUUUUGCUUACCUGACUGUUGACGUAUUAAGGACAGGUUUGUUGUCUUGUUUGUGAUUGUCCUAGAAGUAAGCAAUGAUGUUUUCUAGGUCCAGAUUAGUCCUUCAUUCCCAGUUGUAGCCUGGAUACAGUGUGAGAAUAGAAUGGCUGGCAAGAAAAGGAACUUUCUUUUCCCCAUCUUAUUUAAGCCUUGUAAAUUAGUUGAUUUUUUUUUUUUUUUUGGCCUGGGAAAUUUGAGGCCCCGACUCUUUCCCUGCUACUAAAAUACAGCAGAUGAAACCGUACAGUCCAACUCAGAAAGGUCAAGGUGGAAAGAUCCUUUGUUAGGAGUGUGGUGAGGUGAUGUCUUGUGUUGGGUUAGAGUACCUCUUUUCUCACUUACCUUACGUCCCAUCUGUCUGCUGUAGCAGUUAGUCUUUACACCUGUCUUGAGCUAACACCUGUGUGCUAUAUUUGCAAACUGUGAGACCUUUUCCCAGCAGCCAGCUAGAACUGAUAUGGGAGUAGAAAGCCAUCCUCAUGCAUUCAUUCAUUACCUGUAUGGAGGAGUGUGUUCUUAAGAGAAAUCAGUGCUGUGUGGUGUAGAAGAAAGUAAAAUUUGGCUUUAAAAAAUACAUGUGAUUGACAGUAUAUUUUAGAAUAAGAAAUUUUAGGUUGUGAUCCUAUCAGUAUAUUUAAAAUGUAUAGUUUAGGGUAGUCAUGUAAACUUUGUGGGCUCCUCUAUCUCCUCUCGUUUGCAGAUAGCAUAAGCAUUCAUAUCUGGCUAGUCUUGGGGGUAGAACUGAAAUUAUUAAAGUCAAGGCUGGUGGUGUAGCUUUUAGUGAUAGACUUGCAUGGCAGGUGUGAGGCACUAGUCCAUUCCUAGGACUUCAAAAAACUGAAAAACCCAACAAAAAUAGUGCAUUUUUUAUUUUUGCACCCUCUGACAGGAAGCUGCUGACAUUACCAGUGUAACAGGAGAUAUUUAGGUGUGUCACCCUUUCUUGCUUGGUAGCAGUUUGGACUGCUUGUUUGUGCCGUGGGAUAUAUGACACUGGCUUUUAUCAGGCCAUGGUUAAAGACUGACUGGAAAGUGGGGCCUGAGAGUGCAGGCCUGUGCUCCCAGGCACACAGGAGGCUGAGGCACAAGGAUGGCAAAUUCAAGGCUUCAGGAUAGCCUGAAUUCCUGUGACAGGAAAACAACCCAAAAGGCUGGGAGGAGGAGUGGGGGGGAUGUUUCAGUGACUGUUUGCCUCAAAUGUUUAAGGCCUUGGGUUCAACCCCUCAUUGGGCAGUGUGGUGUCAUGAGGCUGACUCUAAUUUCCCAUCUUGAGGGAUGAGGUAUGAUUGCUGUAUAUUGUUGGACAUGUAGAUUAGCCUUCUUCAUGGUUCUUUUUGCAGGGUUAGAAUAAGGUAUUGAGUUAUUUUGUUAGUUUGCUUUUUGAGACAGGCAGGGUUUUGCUGAUAGUCCAGGCUGGCCUGGAACUCGCACCUCUGUUUCCUUUUCCUGAGUACAGGUUUAGGCUCUUGAAAGCGUCUGGGAAUGUAGAAGGCUUUUCAGCUGCAUGGUCAAUUAAGAGACAGGUUGUUCCACAGGUUCUUGCUUUGUUGCUUAAGUGUGGGUUCUGUUAGACAUCUAGACAUCAUUAAAGCUCUUGCCAAAAGUAUCAUUUUUUCCUUUUUAGAGACAGAGGGUGUGAUGUCCCACCUGCAGUGUUGUCUAGGCUGGUCUCAAGUACCUGGGCUCAAGCCCUCCUCUUGCCUCAGCCUGUGAAGCAGCUGGGACUCAAGGUCUGUGCUGUCACUGUGCAUGACCUUGAAAUUCAGUUUCAGAUGCAACAAACAUUGCACUUAAGGGUUAUGUUUCUGGUGUUGUGAUUCUACUUGAGAGUUUAGAAGUGUCAUGUUGCUAAUUAGUUGUGUUCGUUGUGGGCUUGUAAAGCAAUAAAAUUGGUUUUGGUCUCUUUGUAAA
Messenger RNA from Rattus norvegicus (Norway rat), 2936 nucleotides. It is a transcript of the gene Tsn, whose product is annotated as translin. Gene Ontology annotation, biological process: RNA metabolic process. Gene Ontology annotation, molecular function: sequence-specific DNA binding; single-stranded DNA binding; nucleic acid binding. The record is from RefSeq and is a predicted model, not a curated record. Gene Ontology annotation, cellular component: cytoplasm; nucleus. NCBI's taxonomy places the organism in Eukaryota, Metazoa, Chordata, Mammalia, Rodentia, Muridae.